AUGGCGACGGAGUCGACAAGGAGUUGGUUUCAGAUACGGCAGCAGAAACCGGAUAAAUCCAGCCCUACUAAAAGAGGACAAGAAGGAGGAGGAAAUGUGAAGAAUCUUGGUAAACCUCCUAUGAAUGAUGCACCAUCAAAUGCUACGAAACAAAAAGUCGCUGCAGCGAAGCAAUAUAUCGAGAAUCAUUAUAAAAUUCAGAAGAAGAGUCUGCAGGAAAGAAAAGAGCGUCGGAGUACAUUGGAAAAAAACCUAGCUGAUGCUGAUGUUCCUGUUGAAGACAAGAUGGACAUACUGAAGAAUUUUGAGAAGAAGGAAAUGGAAUAUAUGCGUCUGCAAAGAAAAAAAAUGGGGGUUGAUGACUUUGAACUGCUGAACAUCAUUGGCCGGGGUGCUUUCGGGGAGGUGAGAAUUUGUAAAGAAAUAUCUACUGGCAGCGUGUAUGCCAUGAAAAAGCUAAAGAAAUCCGAGAUGCUUCGAAGAGGGCAGGUGGAGCAUGUUAAAGCUGAAAGAAAUGUGCUUGCAGAAGUCGAUAGUCCUUACAUCGUCAAGCUUUGCUACUCCUUCCAAGAUGAAGAACAUUUGUAUCUUAUAAUGGAAUACCUCCCUGGAGGUGAUAUGAUGACACUGCUAAUGCGAAAGGAUAUCUUGCCGGAAGAUGAAGCUCGGUUUUAUGUUGCACAGACAAUCCUGGCUAUUGAGUCUAUCCAUAGGCAUAACUACGUCCACAGGGAUAUAAAGCCUGAUAAUUUAUUGAUCACUCGUAACGGCCAUAUCAAGCUUUCGGAUUUUGGAUUGAGCAAGUCCCUGGAAAGCAAAAAUUUUCCAGACUUCAAGACGGAGCUUGUUGACAGAAAUACAAGGCCUGCAGCAGAACACGAUAGACUCUUUAAGCCUCCUUCUGCACCUAAGCGGACUCAGCAGGAACAGCUUUUACAUUGGCAACAAAACAGAAGGGCCCUGGCUUUUUCUACAGUAGGCACUCCCGAUUACAUUGCCCCUGAGGUGCUGUUGAAGAAAGGGUAUGGAAUGGAGUGCGAUUGGUGGUCCCUUGGAGCAAUUAUGUUUGAGAUGCUCGUGGGGUUUCCUCCAUUCUAUUCCGAAGAGCCUUUGGCGACAUGUAGAAAGAUUGUAAACUGGAAAACCUGCUUGAAAUUCCCUGAUGAAGCUAAGCUCUCCAUCGAGGUAAAAGAUCUCAUCCGAAGACUGCUCUGCAAUGUCGAACAGAGGCUUGGAACCAAAGGAGUUCAUGAAAUCAAAGCACACCCUUGGUUUAAAGGAAUUGAUUGGGAAAGACUAUAUGAGUCAAAUGCUCCGUAUAUACCAAAAGUGAAGCAUGAACUCGAUACCCAAAACUUUGAAAAGUUUGACGAGGUUCCAUUUACUUGCGAAACCUCUUCAAAGUCUGGACCUUGGAGAAAGAUGAUCCCAUCCAAAGAUGUAAAUUUCCUUGGUUAUACAUUUAAGAAUCUUGAGAUAGUUGAUGAACACCAUAUCCCUGGCAUGGCGGAACUGAAGCGGAAGAGUAAGACCGCAAAGAAACCAUCUCUCAAGACACUGUUCGAAACACCGUAUCCUUGUGAGAAUCAAGCCUUACAGGAUUUGCUUGAUUCACCUAUUUACUCUGACGGAUCUACAGGCUCCUCCGAAUCACCAUUUUCGCAUCCGAAUCAAUCGCACAAUACUUCCCGGGGGUAG
Molecule: messenger RNA, 1698 nt
Organism: Arabis nemorensis
Lineage: Eukaryota; Viridiplantae; Streptophyta; Magnoliopsida; Brassicales; Brassicaceae
Source: the annotation of a GenBank genome assembly